Molecule: messenger RNA, 5921 nt
Organism: Cottoperca gobio
Lineage: Eukaryota; Metazoa; Chordata; Actinopteri; Perciformes; Bovichtidae
Gene: rubcn
Product: rubicon autophagy regulator
Biological process (GO): negative regulation of endocytosis; negative regulation of autophagosome maturation
Cellular component (GO): late endosome; early endosome
Molecular function (GO): phosphatidylinositol phosphate binding
Source: RefSeq, a predicted model, not a curated record
GUUUAAAAAGUGGGCAGCGCAGAGGACAACAUCACCGCCCACUUGCUGAUGAUAGCAGGUCAUGCGGCCUCCACUGUUUUGGUUAACAGCUAGGACAGGCGGGGCAGAGAUGGCGGAAGACUGGAAGUCCGGGUAACUACUUCAAGUUACCCCUGCUACUGAGGUAGAACUCCCUCGUACGGAAAAGAUAUUGGAGUUAUCGGGGAAGCUGGCAGCUUUGUACGGCUCUCUAUUCCGCCCAGAGGACAUGGAGAUAUCGGCGGAGGGAGAGGCGGAAGAGCGCAGGAGGGAACAAUGGAAGCUACUGUCCAGCCUGAAGACCACGGUGGAGGGUCUUGUGUCCACUAACAACCCCAACGUGUGGUCGCGUUAUGGCGGCCUGCAACGGCUCCACAAGGACAUGAACAAUAUCCUGAGCCAUGGACUGAAGAAUGAGCAGGUGUACUACAAGCAGAGAGACUACUGGCCGUUUGUGUGGUGUGUUCGCUACAUCAGCCCCCACCUCGCCUCGCACGUUGAACAGUUCAGUCACCUGGAGCCGGUGCUGAGCAGCGGGAUGAGGCGUGCUGGUGAGAGCUACAAGGCUGAGCGCUGGCUCCUUCACAGCUUACAGGUUCACAUGCUGUCGGCUCAGCUCAGACCUUUGGUCCGGCAUCUGGGACAUACAAGUAAAUAUUAUAAUGAUAAUGCCUAUUUGCUGAGCGAGCCCCAUGUGACCGCCAUGUUCCAGUGUCUGGAAGCUGUGGAGCAGAAUAACCCCAAACUGCUGGCCCAAGUAGACACCUUCGGGCUGUCCCCUAUGACGGGCCCACCAUGUCUGGGCCUAUUGAAGAGCCAGAGCCUGUGUGUGUUGCCUGGGUCUGCUGGGGCUUGGAGGAACGCUGACUUGGCUCACAGAGGAGAAUCUCUAAAUCGCAGACUCACCACCUCCAACUGCUCCCUCCGAGAAGCAGUCGCCACCAGCCACAACUCUGGGAACGCUACGGAAGCCGGAUCCCAAAGCCGCAACUGUACAACCAGCAGCCUGGGGGCUCCCUGGGUGUGCGUGUCCAGGCCGGGGGAGAGUGAGCGGGGGGUGACACCCCCUCCUGGCCCUGUCUCUGUCCCGGGCAUUUCCCUCACAGAGUCCCCCUCGCCCACCUCCCUUCAGCCUGAGGCCGGGGAUUCUGGUGAUGGCGACUAUGACGAUGGUCCGGAGUACCUGGCUAUUGGUAACCUGGGGCAACGCAGCCGCUGUGACUCCCGAAGCUCCACCCCCAGCAGUGACCAGGGCGUCACCCAAGACCCGUCCAUGCAAAGGAAUCCUCUAGCUCCACCCCCACCCAGAUGCUCAUCUUUCUCAGAGGGCCAGAAGGGGCCGGGCCGGGGGUCCCGAGGACACACCCGCUCGUUUUCUGACACGGGGGUCAAUCAGAAACACAGGAACGGAGGGGGCCACCGGAAAAUCACCAUAAUAAUAGAAGAUCCGGUAGCAGAAUCAGCAGGGGACGACCGCUGUAUAAAGAACUACAGCCCUUUCUCACCUCAGUGCAAGGAUGCCAGCACUCCCAGCUCCCCCUACAUGGAGUCUCAUGGGUCCCAGUACAGCAGUAUUCCAGAUGGGAUGUUCAGGAAGCCGUCUGAGGGUCAGAGCCUCAUCAGCUACCUGUCAGAGCAGGACUUUGGCAGCUGUGCUGACCUUGAGAAGGAGAACGCUCAUUUCAGCAUUUCAGAGUCCCUUAUUGCUGCCAUCGAACUGAUGAAGUACAACCUGCGGCGUCAGCAGGAGAUGGUCGAGGAGGAGGGAGACAGCGACUGUGAGAUUCAGCAGCUCAAACAGAAGAUCCGCCUGCGAAGGCAGCAGAUCCGACGCAGCCGCCCGCCGCCCUGCGAGAACUCCCAGCACAUUUUUCACUCCACUGACAGCGGAGGCUCCAGGAGGAGCUCUCAGGAUUCCUGCAAUGGCCUUUCGGACUCCGGCUCAGCUGAGGAGGUGGAGGAGUGCGAACUACGAGAUGGCUGUGAGGGUCAGUCCCUGCUGGCGGUGUCUCAGAACGGCCUCUCCCUGUCACUCGCCUCCCUCUUCUCAGAUGCAGAUAUAAAGCGCAGUGUGAGCUCCAGCAGCAAGUCUUUUCUCAGCUCAGAGUCCAUCUCUCCAGCCUUCCUCCAGUCUAACUCUGCUGAGUCAGUGGCCAUGGGUUUACUCAGGCAAUUUGAGGGCAUGCAGCUUCCUGCAGCCUCGGAGCUCGACUGGCUGGUCCCAGAACACGACGCUCCACAGAAGCUGCUGCCCAUCCCCGACUCUCUGCCGAUCUCACCUGAUGAUGGCGAACACGCAGACAUCUACAAGCUGAGGAUUCGGGUACGGGGCAACCUGGAGUGGGCGCCGCCACGACCGCAGAUCAUAUUCAACAUUCAUCCCGCCCCCAAGAGGAAGAUAGUUGUGGCUAAACAGAACUACCGCUGCGCUGGCUGUGGAACCCGCAUCGAUCCAGAUUAUAUCAAGCGACUGCGUUAUUGUGAAUAUCUCGGCCGUUACUUCUGCCAGUGCUGCCAUGAGAACGCCCAGGCGGUUGUUCCUGGCCGAGUGCUGAGGAAGUGGGACUUCAGCAAGUACUAUGUCAGCAACUUUGCCCGGGACCUGCUGAGCAAGAUCGCCGGAGACCCUCUGUUCAACCCCAAUGACAUCAACAGUGGCCUGUACAAGAAGAUCAAAGCUCUGGAGGCCGUCAGGGUUUUGAGAGUGCAGCUGUUUCACAUGAAAAAUCUCUUCAAGACCUGUCGCUUUGCUAAAGAGGUGCUGGACCAGUUCGACAGCCUGCCAGGUCACCUCACCGAAGACCUUCACCUCUUCUCCCUCAAUGACCUCUCUGCCGUACGCAACGGGGAUCUGGCUCCUCGAAUGAAAGAGCUGCUUAAACUUGGCACCAUGCACGCAGCUGGCUGUGUGCUGUGCCAGGCGAAGGGCUUUGUGUGCGAGUUCUGCGGCAACGACAAAGACAUCAUCUUCCCCUUCCAGCUGAACAAGUGCCAGCGCUGCGAAGAGUGCCAUGCGUGUUACCAUCGCAGCUGCUUCCGGACAGGUAAAGACUGCCCUCGAUGUCAGCGGCUGGCAGAACGGAGAGAGAGGAUGGCACGUAAAAACAUGGAGGAACAAGAAGAUGAGGGAGGUGGGCCCUAGUGCUGGUAACAGAAGAAUCUCUCAGACAAAAGAAGAGCACAAUGCGACCAUGAUUGUAGUGACUGACCGCCUCUCAGACCUGGGUGACUGCAAAAAAAAAAAUGUUGAUCUCGAAACCCUUCCAGAUGUGCAGGUUUUAAUGCAUCAGGGCAUCAGCUGUGUUCGUAUGGCUAAUGUUGAUUUUCAUGAUGCAUUCAGUGUAAGCGAAGCCCCUUUCACAUAUGCACCUUACUCUGUGAAUAACGGUUGUUUUUUGUGUCAGUGAAAUCUUUGAAUAGGAGACCUGAGUCGAUUUUUCAUUUUUUUUUUCAUGAAAAUUUAGUGUCUUUUUUACAGAGAAAUCGCAAAAGGAAACAUAGCUUUAAAAAAUAUUACAAGCUUUUUUUCUUUAACUUGAGAUUGCUUUAUCCUUGACAUUUAAUUCCUAAAAUUAUUUAAUCACAAUUCCUUGCACAUAAUAAGUAAAAAUAUAGCACCUUAUUUGAUACUUUGGUGGCCCCCUAGUGGCAGUAUCAAAAAAGGCAGACACUGAAUUGUUCUCAGAGUGUAAAUGACGAAACCCUCGACCUUACAGGAAUAUUUGAAGCUGGCCAUUUUGUAGUUACAUGUGUGAAAAGGGCCUGAGAUUCACUAAACUUCUUGGCACUUUGUUCCUCCCUGUGGUAAAACUAAUAUAUUUGGUUGGAUUUAAGUAGAUCAGAAAACUAUUGUAACCAGGUUUGAUAUUUUUCCUUCCUGCAAUUGAAGCUUCUGGCAACGUGCUUCAACUCUGGUAAUGUUUUUGGCUACUGGCUUAGCUGAAGUUGUUUUUUCUGACCUAAUGUUGCAGGAUGUGUUUAAAAAAAAAAAAAAUCAAAUAAUAAGUAAAAAAUUGAGAUCUCAUUUUAUGUUUUGACUUUUUCAGUGCAGAUACUGUAUUUGAGCAAUCCUGCCCUUUAAUGUUGAGGUUUUUAUUCUGAUUUACAAAUAUUGAAGAUAUUUAACUAAUCCUUACUGUCCUGUUUUAAACUUUUAGCCAUGCUUAUGUGCCUCUGGGACCAAUGAACUUAGACUGGUAGAGCUAGUAGAGUUACAUUGGAAAGAUGAGUUUAUAGAAGGACUGGACUUCAGAGUUUGCAAAUAUUUUAAAUGAAACUGCAAAUGCUCAAUUUUUGUGCUGCUUUGUGUGAGUGUGUUUGCGUGAGUGGUUACUAGAACAAGCUGUGUGAAAUAAGAGUGCUUGUGUGUGUGUGUGUGUGUGUGUGUGUGUGUGUGUGUUUGUUUGUUUGUCUGUGCACACAUGUCUACCUGCUGUACAUGCAGCCAAGCAAAAACGGUUUGCACCAGCCUAAUCAGCACUUGUUUUCUAAUGCCGUAGGUUUUUGGACUAAUAGAAAGUCGAGUUAAUUGCACUGAUCCUGUCUGUUGUUGUUGUGGGAUGGGAGUGUGGGGGUGUGUGUUGGGACGUCACUUGGGAUUUUUCUGAUGUUUGAUAUAAGAACAUGAACCUUCACCGUGAAAUGUUGCCUAUUUCUUUAAUGAAGCUCCUGUCACCUGGGUUGCAUUACAUUGUGAAGCGUUUCAGUCCAAAAUAAUAGAGCCAAGAUCUUAUAGAUUAUUGUGAUACUCCUAACAUGCUGCAAAAUCAUUAUCAAAAUGCAUUCAUUACCUCUUGGACUGAGAUUCUUCACAUUUAAGUGGGUUUUGUCAGGUUGUAUUAAACAAUCUUGUUUUAGUUCAGUGGUUCCAAACCUUAUUGGCCAUUAAUAUAAUGUUUUUGGAAAACAUGUAGCCAACAGCUGGUUAGUUUAGCUUAGCAUUAAGACUAGUUACAGAGGGAAACGGUUGGUCUGGUUCUGUAAAGUAAAAAUCUGCAUGCUAACAACACUAAAGCUCAUUUAUUGACAGCCGUUGAACCAAAUGGUCAUUUCCACUCUGUUUUAUUAGAAAGACUUUUAGAGGCCCCCAAAGGGUAAUUAUAUCCAGUAUUUCAGAGGAAGAAAACCAAAAUUGUGAGAAAGUUGGAAGAAAAUGAGAUAAUUUUGCUUUUACAUGUUUUUCUUUCAUUCUUUCUUGCACUUUUAAUAAUCUGGUGAACCCCUCAGAUUUAUCCUGGGACCCCUUAACUUUGAAACCACUGGACUAGUAUAAAUAUUAGUGACUGAUUUGCACUAGAAAAUAAAUCUUCUCAUAUCAAGUGUCAACAUAGUGGCUCUCUAUUGGGUUAGAUUAAACAUUUUUAUAUGAAGUUCAUGCCAUAGUUAGGAAGAAAGUUGUGAGAUAACAAAUAGGCCACUCAUUUAAUCAAACCCUUUACUUUACUGGAUUUGAGUUCCAAGUAAAAUAGUUAAAGGAUUUGUCUCCAGAGUACAUACCAUCCUACACAGGCUUUCAUGUGUACAAUCCCUCACGAGGUAAACACACUCUCAUGAGACACUACUUAAAGCAAUACAUGUGAUAUUCAUGUCCCUAAGCCCUCACAGACGAGUAUUAAAGAGAGACUGCACCCAUGUCUUCAGUUUGAACCAGGCUGCUUUCAAGAGAAACAUUGAACUCUUCAGCUCACGGCUCCUGAACAAAGUUACUGCUCGACUCCACGGAAAACCCUCCUCAACUCAGCAGAUGGUUUUGUCCUUGGUCUGCCUUUACCAUGGAGGUUUAAAGUGCACUACAGAUUAAAGUGUCUAUUAUUAAAAUGUUAAUUAUUGUUAUUAUGAUUAUUUGUGUUCAUUCAUCUUUUGUUCUGCAAGUCUGUUGACAAUAAAAGACUGACCAGACUGUU